AUGCACCCCACCCUGUGGCCCCUUGCAGCCCCACCCCCGCUGCAACCACCUCGCAACCCACCCAACGCCGACACCAACUGUCCGCACUGCCACCUCACAUUCCAAACACCCUCCGACCUGGGCCACCACAUCCGCGUCAAGCAUCCGCGCGAUUCCCAACCCGCCUCCCACGCCGGCACCGCCCACUGCCCGCACUGCCAAGACGUCUCCUUCUCCACCGCCGGCAAACUCGCCCAACACAUCAGGGAAAAGCACGCACUCGAACCCCAGAUCCGCUACCCGUGCGACUACUGCCCCCAGUCCGGCUUCGUCACCCUCCCGGCACUCGUCCGCCACAUGCGCCUCCACCACCCCGGCCAGCGCCGCUACGACUUCGGCGUCGAACACGCCUGCGAUCUCUGCCCCACCACCUUCGCCACCCUCAUCCGCUUCGCCCGCCACGUCACCAAGGAGCACCCCCCGCCCCCGGAUCCCGUCGACAACACGCCCCUCGACCGCUACUUCUACCACCACCGCGCCGUCCACGACUUCCAGUACAACCGCCGCUCCCUGCCGUCCUGGGAGUGGAACCGCCUGCGGAAAUACAUGCGCUGGGACGAAGGCACCCCCGACCUCGCUGUCGAGCGCGCCCGCUACGGCAAGGCCUUCCGACAGGAGAUGGCCCUGUGGUUCGGCGGCGGCGGCGGCGUCGCCGAGGUCCAUGCCAUGCACCGCUUUCACCGCGCCGUGGGCUGGGAGUCCACCCCCUACAGCGUCCGGUCCAUGAGGAGACGCGUCGGCCGCGACGCCGGCUGCUGGGUGAAUCUGGUCGAUCUGCUGCAUUGGGUCAGGCAUGAGGCCACGGGCGACGCCGACGACAGGAGCCCCCAUGUCGACGUCUAUGAGGACAUGGACGAGUUGGCCGACUAUUCCAAGAGGUUUGCCAAGACUCUUCCCGCCCUAUACUGGAACGAUGGUGAGAAGGAGGGGGACUGGAAUGACGUGGAGAGGGCCUUGUUGUCGAACACCCCGAGGUCCUUUGUAGCAGCGCCCGAGGAUGGGGACGGUGCCGAAGGACGGAGACGGGAGGAGAGGGGGAGCCGCGGCAAACACAAUUACGCGUUUCGAAAUGUAAAGCUGGAGCUGUCAUCUUAG
This is a messenger RNA of Diplodia corticola, 1134 nucleotides long. RefSeq lists its product as uncharacterized. Gene Ontology annotation, biological process: regulation of gene expression. The coding region runs from base 1 to 1134 and encodes 377 amino acids. Gene Ontology annotation, cellular component: nucleus. The record is from RefSeq and is a predicted model, not a curated record. The transcript is spliced from 2 exons. Lineage: Eukaryota; Fungi; Ascomycota; Dothideomycetes; Botryosphaeriales; Botryosphaeriaceae.